This is a messenger RNA of Bemisia tabaci, 1023 nucleotides long. NCBI's taxonomy places the organism in Eukaryota, Metazoa, Arthropoda, Insecta, Hemiptera, Aleyrodidae. The record is from RefSeq and is a predicted model, not a curated record.
AUGCCCAUCCAAGUGGAAGUCAUCAAUGCUCAUCGAUGUGCAUCGAUGAACGUUGAUGAUUUUCACUUGGAUGGGGAUCUGUUCGCUGUUUGUCCCUAUAACGAGAGCCUUGGAGUCGAAGGUAAAAUGGCAGUAUCCAUUCCAACAGAUUCUUUGUAUUCUGCGCUCAAUUCUGUGAAGAAACUACGCACUUUCAUGGGAGACCUAUUCAAAGUUUUAUCAAGUGGUGGCGUUGGUUGCGAAAAGGCUGAUAAGUUUUUGGAUAGCAAAUUUGUCGAAGAUGUGCAGGACUACAUAAAUAAAAUCAAUCAGGCUUUCAGAGACCUUGAACAGUCAACAAACAACCUUUCUGCGCCUGCUGGGCCGUUCAGUCUUGGAAAUUCUGCAUUGCUGAGCCAAGAAAGUGUUCCAAAUAAGCAGGCUCUUUACAAGCAACUUGUGAAAUCUUUCAAAUGGAAUGACAAGGUUCAUGAAUACAGUGCAAUGUCUUUGCCAUUACUCAGUUUCAAUCUCUUGAAAAGAUCACAUGCAAAUUCCAGCCCUAAAAGACGAAGGAUUCAACCAAACUGUCAUAAUGUCCCUCCGCAAGUUGUUGACAGUGCUAUUGCGUUUGUUGAUCGAUUGUUUCCUAAUAUGACAAUGUCAGUGACAAGACCAUACACAUCCAAUGCUGUACUGCAGAUAACAUUAGGAAGAGUGUUCCAAGGUCUAAUAUCAUUCAAAGGUCUAAUGAUUGAAUGGGUUAUGAUCAAAGGGCUGGGUGAGCAGCUGGAUCUAUGGACAGAAUCACGAUACAAAGUAUUCCAAAAAGUUACAGAGAACACUCACGCAGCAAUGCUCCAUUUUUACUCACCAACUAUUCCAGAUUAUGCUAUCAGGUCAUUCAUGACUUGGCUCCACAGUUACCAGUCUUUGUUCAGUGAUCCUUGCAAAAGCUGUCACAAUCAUCUGCACAAUAACAUGCCGCCAACAUGGAGAGAUUACCGGUCCUUAGAGCCAUACCAUGAAGAAUGCAAGCACUAA